AUGUCAGAUCAACCUAUCAUAACAACCGAAAAGCAGACAUCAAAGAUUCGAUUCAGCCCAUAUGCCACUCGAGCCAAAGCCGAGCCAAAGUCGGCGCGUGAGGACUGGUUGGCAAAGGCAAAGGAACAGCGUGCUCUCGCCAGAUCCCAUCGAUUGCCAGACGUUGCCAGUUCUCUCUCGGAUACCGGCCAGCCAACGCCCAGCGCCGUCUCCGCCAACAGAAAGCACGUGUUGAACACAUUGUCACAUCCUGGGAACCCAAUCACUAACUCGCACGGUCUUCGUCAAGCCGGCGGAUACUGCGCAAACACCACGGAUCUCGAGCUCAAGAUGCUCGUCACAAAGUAUGGCGGGACAGUCGCCGCCUCUAGCAACACAGAGACGGGUGCAACUCACGUCUUGACCUCCCAAUCUCUGAGUGGCGGCAAACUACAGAGGCAUCUUACACAAAAGACAAAGGUGAAAACACACAUAGUCAAACCAGAGUGGCUAUUCGAUUCUAUUGCAAAAGGAAAGCGACGUGCAGAAUGGGAGUACAAUGUAAUCAAGAGCGCUGCUCAGCCUACUCUGAACGUGUCCAGUAAACCUCCUUCGUCACGCGGAGCGAUCACACAGGCACCGAACGAAUGA
Serendipita indica DSM 11827 is the source of this 630-nucleotide messenger RNA. NCBI's taxonomy places the organism in Eukaryota, Fungi, Basidiomycota, Agaricomycetes, Sebacinales, Serendipitaceae. The record is from the annotation of a GenBank genome assembly.